GACUAUUGACUGCAAAAGUAGGUAUUUCUGGACGUUUCCAUUUAUUUUCAGAGGAGUAGAUGACAGCGUCUUCACGUUAGAUUUCAACUUUUAUAUUGGAGUAUCAACAAACAUUAAUUUUAUUAUUACUCUAAAAAAAAUUAUUUUUGCUUUUAAAUGUGCUUCGCCCUUUCCUAAUUCACAAUGAAAAAGUUUUACCACAGGAAAGAUUUGCCAGUAGAGGAAUCUCCAUUAACAUUGCAAUUGCAAAGGCGCCAUACUGUUGUCGAAGGUGAUAAAGAUAAUACAAAAGUGGUCACUAAGCUAAAACCAGUAUGUCGCUCUAAUAGUACCAGCAGUAUUUACAGACCACCGAAGACAGCAAAAGAUCUGAGCUCUCAGAAGGGAUAUCUUGAAAGUACACUGUCAUCAAAUUCUUCAGGAGCUUCAUCUGCAUCAACAGUAGUAAUCACCGAAUGUCAGCUCUCUUCAUCUUGGUUGUAUAACAACAAAAAGGCUCAAAUGUGUCCAAAAAGUCCAAACGAAUCUAUAUCUGCAAGUGAGUCAUCCUCCCGACAAGCAUCGGAUAACGAAGAAGCUAAAUCCCCGAUCAUUCAUCGGCCAAAAGUUAAAUCUAUUUCCUCACAGAGUAGUCGCUCGAGAAAGUGUUCUUCCUGUUGUUGCUAUGCAGCAAUUGUAAUACUUGCUGGUUUCGCAGCCAUGGGAAUAAUAUCCACAAUAGGAGGAAUUAUUUACAUGGAAUUCUUUUCUGGAUCAAACAAAACCCAAUCUCAAGGAGACUCAGCGAUUGGUCGAAGUGGAAAUUUAAGGUAUAGGGAAGAAAUUGGUCAGGUGAAUGUAGGUGGAAAUCAUACCUCUCAAGAUUUGUCUGGAGAUGAAAUUCGGGACUCAUCGUCAGAGCCGAAGCAAGAACUAGAAAUUUUGAAUCAUUUUAAAGAUUCGAACAACGAAAAUUUAAGAAAAAAUAAGAGCAAAGGGAGUGGAAAUAUUUUACGAGUAAGGAAAGUUAAAAAGAAUGCUAUUCCAACUACAGAUGCUGAUAUCACAACAAUUAGUCCCAUGACGCAUGAGGGACAACUGCAGGAAGAGUCUAAUGAAAAGCAAAACGUUCACCAAGUGAAUUUUCUUUCCCCGGGGACACAAAACAACUCUCCUUACAGCAAACUGUUUGAAUUGUAUAAAGACAUUCACACAAAUAUUAAUAAGAAUUCGAACACUCAACAGGAAUCUUCGAGCUUUGAAGAAAAUGAACCAAAUUCAAAGGUAACUGAUAUAGAAGAUAUUUCUGAGCAUGUCCACGAAAAUGAAAAAGAAAGCGAUAACCACUCACGGCUCUUAGAUGAGUCUUUUGAUACAAAUGAAUCUUCGGAGUCAUUACAUCCAGAUUCAGAGGUGGAUUCGGAAGAAAGCCUUACUCUAUAUGGAGUGAAAUCGGAUCCUGAAAUUCCAAAGUAUUUUUUUCGAAGGCCAUUUCAAGAUUCUGGUGAAACUUUCAGAAAUUUUUUCAGCUUGACUGGAGAAAGUGACGUCAGUUCAGAAGAACAGCUAUCUAAUCAAAGUUUUUUACCACAUAUACCGAAGCUUACAGAACUGACAGACUCCGAUGACAAUGUUAACAUUAAACUUGAUGUAAAUAGUCCAGAUGUAUCAAUUAGUUCAAAGGAUCCUUUAAAAGAGUCUUUUAAAUCAGAUUUAGAUUUUAACUUAAAUGCAAGUAGUGAACCAAGGGGUGAAGUUUCAGGACCUGCAAUUCCAAAGAACUUUAUCCAAAUACCACCAAAAAAUACUGACUUAACCUUCAAAAACAUAUUUGACCCUGACGAAAGGAGUGACGUUGAUAAUCCAGAAGAGUCACCUUUACCUAGGUUUUUACCACAUAUACCAGAGCUUUCAGAUCAAAACGAUGCCAGUGACAGUAUUGCCAUUAAUCUUGACGCAGAUAAUCAGGAAUCUGACUUACCAUUUGAACUGAAUCGCCCAGUCAGUGAAGCCAAAAUAGCUCUACCAGGGCCAUUAGAUUUGAUAAGGAGAUUUACGAUGGGAAUAGAACCUGAUAACAAAGGGAACAGUGAAGUGGAAAAACAUGACAGAAGAUUCUUUUUAGAGCAGGCACUGGAGAGACUGAGAUCUCUGGAUGUUAGAAAUAUUCUUCCUUCUUCGAGACAAAAAAACAAUUCUAAAAAGAAUCCAGAACAGAAGUUUGAACCUAAAAUUCAAAGCGAGCAAGAAGUUUUUACUGAAAGAUCCAAUUACUUGCAAAAAUUAAGGCACCGAUUGUAUGAGCAGUAAAUUUAUGAAUGUUUUAAGGCGAAGUAAUUUUAUUUAUCACUGUUCAGAAUUUAAGUGUUUUACUGUUUUGCAAGAUUUUAAAUUUGCUA
Molecule: messenger RNA, 2378 nt
Organism: Parasteatoda tepidariorum (common house spider)
Lineage: Eukaryota; Metazoa; Arthropoda; Arachnida; Araneae; Theridiidae
Source: RefSeq, a predicted model, not a curated record